This is a messenger RNA of Dendrobium catenatum, 3201 nucleotides long. RefSeq names its product septin and tuftelin-interacting protein 1 homolog 1. Bases 259 to 2826 code for a protein of 855 amino acids. The transcript is spliced from 2 exons. NCBI's taxonomy places the organism in Eukaryota, Viridiplantae, Streptophyta, Magnoliopsida, Asparagales, Orchidaceae. The record is from RefSeq and is a predicted model, not a curated record. Gene Ontology annotation, molecular function: nucleic acid binding. Gene Ontology annotation, cellular component: U2-type post-mRNA release spliceosomal complex. Gene Ontology annotation, biological process: spliceosomal complex disassembly.
ACAUGAAAUUCCCUUGGUUCAGUGAGGCCAGCUAUCGCUGAAUCAGAAGAACGCAGGUCGCGGGUUAUUUUCGCUUGUGGCGCCUCCUCUUCACCGAAAACUGCCUCCGCCGCCUUCUCUCCUCCGGACACUCAGCCGCCGUUUCUCCUCCGAAAGAAUACAGGGAUCGCGGGCUGCCCUCCGAGCAGCGAUCUCAUACACAACCUAUACCCGCCCGCUUAGGAGAAACCCUAGAGGUGGGGAAGGUCGACGGCAAUCAUGGAUGAGGACCAGGAAAUGGAGCGUUUCGAUAUGGAAAACGACUAUGAUGGUGGCCGCUGGAUUGGUGACGAGUACUACUACCGGUCUAAGAGGGAGAAGAGGACUCAGACCAAGGAGGAUACCAUCUAUGGCUCCUUCGCCGCCGCUUCGUCCGACUCCGACUCUGACGGCCGCGUCUCCAGGAAGCGGAGCAAACGCGGCCUCAUCAGAAAACCCGACCUAUCCAAGCCCGUUCAGUUCAUCUCCACAGGUACUGUCAUGCCCAAUCAGGAGGUGGAGCGCAACGCUGAGGAGAGCACUGCUUCUGAAAAUCAUAAUCCCAGUGCGGGCCUCGGGUUCGGGUUGGGAUUCCGGGUCGAUCCUGAUAAGACCGGAGAGGGCGAUGAAGAUGAGAACUUUCUCCCGACAGCUUUUGGCAGGAAGAUCAAGGAGGCAGCGCAGAGGAGAGAAAGGGAGAGGGAAGAGAUGGAGAGGGAGAAAUUGAGGUCUGAGAAGAAAUCAAUUGGGAGAAGAGAGACGGGUUCGUCUAAAGAGUUGGGAAAGUUCGAGAGCCAUACGAGAGGAAUUGGCUUGAAGCUUAUGGAGAAAAUGGGUUACAAAGUGGGUACUGGAUUGGGGAAAUCUGAGCAAGGCAUCACCGUUCCCAUUGAAGCAAAGUUGCGACCCAAGGGCAUGGGCAUGGGUUUUAAUGACUACGAGGAGGCAAAGUUGCCAGCUUUAGAUGAGGCUGUUAAUGAGGGGAAGGCCACACCAACCGUGACUACCAGCAGGCCUAAGGAAAAGAGGUGGUUGAAGCAGAAACAAGGAAAAAAGAAAGUAGAGUUUAUGACAGCUGAUGAGCUGCUUGCAAAGAAACAGGAGCAGGGGCUUGAUGUUUUUCAGCAGAAGAUUCUGGACAUGAGAGGACCACAGGCUAGAGUACUUUCCAAUCUUGAAAAUUUGAAUGCUGAGGUAGAGGCGAAGGAGAAUCAGGUGCCUAUGCCUGAACUCCAGCACAAUGUUAGGCUGAUUGUGGAUAUGGCGGAGUCUGAUAUUCUUAAGAUUGACAAUCAGUUGAGAAGGGAGAGAGAAAAUGUGGUGAGCUUGCAGAAGGAGAAAGAAAAGUUGCAGAAGGAAGCUGCCAGGCAGAAGCGGCAGCUGGAGGCAAUGGAGACAAUAGCAAAGAUGGUGAAACAGGUUGAGGAGGAUAGUCUGUCGGGUAUCUUGACACUGGAAUCACUUUUGAGGACAUUCAGUGAUUUGAAAGAGAGAUUUGCAGAGGAUUAUAAGUUAUUCAAUAUUUCUUGCAUUGCUUGUUCUUUUGCCAUCCCACAGCUUAUCCGAGUCUUCCAGGGGUGGGAGCCACUACAGAAUCCGUUGCAUGGACUGACAGUUAUGUCUUCAUGGAGGGAUCUUCUGCAGGGUGAUCAGCCUUUUGAUUAUUCAGAUGAUGUAGUCAACACUUCACCGUAUGCCCAUCUGGUAGGUGAGGUAAUCCUGCCAGCAGUCAGGAUAUCAGGGACAAAUAGUUGGCAGGCAAGGGAUCCAGAGCCCAUGCUACGGUUUGUGGAGUCAUGGGAGAAGUUGCUUCCUCCAAUCAUUCUACAAUCCAUCUUAGAGCAUGUGAUAAUGCCAAAACUCUCCACUGCUGUGGAUUCCUGGGACCCUCGUAGAGAGACAGUGCCUAUUCAUGUUUGGAUACAUCCAUGGCUGCCUCUACUUGGUCAGAGAUUAGAGGAUUUAUAUCAUAAAAUUCGGUUCAAGUUGGGUAACGUUCUUCAUGCUUGGCAUGCUAGUGAUGCUUCUGCUUAUGCUAUCCUUUCUCCUUGGAAGGAUGUUUUUGAUGCAGCCAGUUGGGAAAAUCUUAUUGUGCGCUUCAUAGUUCCAAAGCUGAUGAGUGCGUUGCAGGAAUUUCAGAUUAAUCCAGCUAACCAGACACUGGAUCAGUUCAACUGGGUUAUGACUUGGGCUUCUGUUAUACCAAUCCAACAUGUAGUUAAUAUGUUAGAAGUUGGCUUUUUCAGCAAGUGGCAGCAGGUUCUGUUCCAUUGGUUGUGUUCAAAUCCUGAUUUCAAUGAGGUAAUGCAAUGGUAUAUGGGUUGGAAGGGUCUUUUUCCACCGGAAUUGCUUGCCAAUGAGCGGAUCAGAUUGCUAUUUAAUUCUGGUUUGUCUAUGAUGAACCAAGCUUCGGAAGGUAUGGAGCUGGUUCAACCUGGAGCUCGAGAGAAUGCAAGUUACUUACGAGUUACCGAGAGGAGGCAGUUUGAAGUUCAACAUACAGCAGGAUACUCAGUUCAUCUGCAUACUUCUUCAGCUUCUGCCAAUGGGUUUCCAAGGGAUGGCGGUGGAGCGGAUCCUGAAAUGAGCUUGAAAGAGAUUGUGGAGGAUUAUGCAGUAGAGCAAGGUUUGAUUUUUGUUCCUAAAGUUGGCAGAUCACAUAAUGGCCUUCCAGUGUAUGGUUUUGGCAAUAUAAGCAUCUGCAUAGACUCUGUGAAGGAAGUGUUAUAUGCACAAGGACUAGAUGGAUGGGAUGUUGUGUCACUUAAUCAGUUGAUACAGAUGCAGCAUGCUAGCAAACAUCGUUGAAUCACUAACUUAUGUGGAAUGCAUGGGAAGGAUACACUGCUAUUAAAGGAGAGGAUAAUAUUUAAAGGCAGACGUCUCCAUCAUUCAAACAACUUGAAGCUCUGCAUAUUUUGCUGAUAUUGAUGGGGCUUCAUGACGAUGCUGAAAUCAUAUACUUCUGUGGAUGGGGAACUUUCUUGAAUGCUUGUUACAGUAGUGACUUGGUAGUUGAAGCCAAAGCUUUACUUGGUCUAGAAUUGAUCCUUGGAGCAUAACACAUCUUUUUAAAUUUGUCAUGUUCAUAUGUUUGCUUAUCCUUAAGUGAAAGUUCUAGUUGUUUAUGGAUAUCACAUAGCUUUUUCUACCAUAAAAAAUUUAACUAUGGUUUUCAGGUCA